AUGGCAGGCGGAGGCCGCGCGCGGGAGCGAGGGAGCUGUGGUCUCCGCACUGGCCCGGCCCUUAGCUUCGGGUGCUCCGGCAGCGGCAGCUCGGCAGCCGGUGGUUGGGGAGGGGGGGGUGGGGGGGCGCUAAGGCAGGUGGGGCGCGUAAGCGAUGAAUUUUCGGCUCUUCCUCCUCCUCCUCCGGGACCCGCUCUCCGCCUCCCGCUCCAACGCCCGGAUGAUCUGAGCCGCGAGGGCGCCGAGAGCCGGGGGCCCGGACGCAGCCCGGCUCCUCCCCUCCUCCGCCCCCUCCCCGGCCUGACCUGGCCGGCCGCCGCCGCGGUGACCCCCUUCCCGCCCCCUCCCCGGCCGCCGCAGCCUCGGCCGACCAGGGACCUGCCUGCCCGCGGCUGCUCCGGCAAUAGUUGGCUGUUUGACCAAGAUUCUACAAAUUACUCAGAAUCCCAGGAGAUUGUGUUGUGACUCAUGUGAUGACUUGGCCCUCAAGUCUACAUUACUAGGCUUACUCAAGUAAAGACCAACCUAAAUCCUGACCAUCUUCCUGCCUUGU
Phacochoerus africanus (Common warthog) is the source of this 553-nucleotide messenger RNA. RefSeq names its product wiskott-Aldrich syndrome protein homolog. Lineage: Eukaryota; Metazoa; Chordata; Mammalia; Artiodactyla; Suidae. Bases 1 to 465 code for a protein of 154 amino acids. The record is from RefSeq and is a predicted model, not a curated record. The transcript has 4 exons.